UCCAGUCACAGGAAGCUGGCAGGGAAUUACCUUCAUGUGAAUAAAUUUUGCUAGGAAAAUAGAUGUGAAGUUUGGUUCAUCUCGGUUAUAAGAAGAAUAUAUGGAUUCUUAAGAUAAGAAGGCAAGUUUUUAGGACUAAAACACAUUUCAUCUGGUCAUCUGGAAGGCCUUAUUGGGGAUACAGUACUGCUGGCAUUCAGCCCUGCCACUGCAAUGGAGAAUGAAUUUGUUUUCAGUAGUGAUACAGCAGCUUUAGAUCCAGCCACUGAUCCAUCAGCAUCCACGAUGUUUCCAGAAUCUAAUGAAAAUGAGCCUGAAGGCUUAACUUUUUAUCACAUGGAUCUCUAUGAAUCAAAGGGAAGAUUAGAAAUCUUUCCUGAAGAGCCAGCUGGAAGAGGAGAUGGGGCUCUAGGUGAAACCACUGAAGAGUCAACAGAGCUUGGGGAAGAUUUUCGCAGUUCUAACCGAAGUGCAUAUGACUUGGAAAAGGAAGUUGAUGAACUAACAAAACUAUAUGGACUUGAUGAGGAUAAAGAAAUAGAUCAGGAGCUUCUUGGUGGGAAUAUAGCUACAGCUGGGAUUUUAGAGAGCAAAGAGAUACCAGCUGUCAAGGAAGAUGUAGCAGCAGGAUCAUAUGGCUCCAUAUAUAAUGCACCAAAGAGUAGUUCACCAGUAAAUGGCUCUCAGCAUAAAGAACACAUGGAAAGCACAGAGGAACAGGAACUUCCUGGCAAGGAAGAUGAAUCUCAACACCUACACAAUGCGAAAUCAUAUGAUGAGUUGCAUAAUCAUGCAAGUUCCAAAGAAGAGCUUAGGAGUGAUGACAGGCAAACUGAGCAGAGUAUUCAACCAAACAGUGAAGAGGAAGCUGCUGAUAUUUAUUGUGCUACUUGCAAGAUUCCAAUUCGAGCGUUUGACAAAUUGUUUGGUGAUCAUAAGGACCAUGAGGUGACCCAGCUUGCCAAUGCAGUGGAAAGUGCAAAGGAGGAGAUUCAGAAAAACAUGUGUAAAUUAGAAGAACAGGUUACUGAAAUGGAAAACUUUGCUGGUCACUUGGAGGAAAUUUUCAUUACUGUAGAGGAGAAUUUUGGGCGCCAAGAGCAGAAGUUUGAGAUGCAUUACAAUGAAGUGAUGCAAACCCUAACUCAGAGAUAUGAAGAAAAGGUAGAAGGCCUUGGGGAAGAGAAGAAACAGAAGCUAGAAGCCUUGUAUGGGCAACUGGUCAGUUGUGGAGAAAAUCUUGACACCUGUAAGGAGCUGAUGGAAACAAUUCAAGAGCUGUGCAAGGACAAGGAGAAAGCUGAUUUUAUAAAGGCUGCAGCACCCGUGGUGGAUAGGCUGGGAGAAUUUUUAAAAAAAGAUAUGGAUUUAGUGCUUUCAACACUGCCAGACUUUGAAGACAGAGUCAUAGAUUUUUCUGAUGUUCAACAACUAAUGGAUUCCAUUAAUACCAUCGCAGCUCCUUCUGCUCCAGUGAUAAAUCCCCAAGCUCCCAACUCAGCGACUGGCACCUCUGUGAGAGUAUGCUGGGGCCUAUUCUCAGAUGACACUGUCGAAUUCUACCAGCUAUAUUAUAAACAAGUCAGUGAUGACACACCUAGUGAGGCGCAAGCUGAACUCAUGCUAAAAGUGAAAGAAGCAUACUGCACAGUAACUAAACUGGUGCCAAAUACACAAUAUGAAUUUUGGGUCAGUGCUUUAAACACCGCCGGCGUCAGCGCAGUGAGUGAAAGAGCAGUUUAUGUGACAGCUCCUUCACCGCCUAUCAUUAAAAGAAAAGAGAGCCGAAGCUGUGAAAAUGCAGCACUGGUAUGCUGGGAAUCUGGAAACAUGAAUCCUGUUGACUCCUACACGGUUGAAUUGUCCAAACUAACAAAUGGAGAGAAUGGAGAUAUCAUUACAGAAUCUAUUGUUGGAAUUCCUAACUGUGAAACUCUAAUUCAACUGGAGCCAGGACAAAGUUAUGUUAUCUCUGUAAGAGCUGUAAACAUGGGUGGUCCAAGUGAGAGAAGUGAACCUCUCUCUAUCCACACCACAGGCACUUACUUUUAUCUUAAUGAGGACACUGCCCAUCCUUUGCUGUCUGUUCUAGAAGAUGGAUUAACAAUUGCUUGCAGUGAAAUAGAAAACCUAGAAUGUGAUUUGUCCUUCCGUGAUAACGGUUUUACAAGAUGUAUUGCUAUCCUAGGAAGCAUGAUACCAUUCCAAGGGAAACAUUACUGGGAGGUGGAAGUUGAUGAAAAUAUGGAAUACAGGGUCGGCGUGGCUUUUGAAAAUACUCACAGACACGGGUACCUGGGGGCAAACAGCUCAUCCUGGUGCAUGAGGCAUAUUGUCACACCGGCAAGGCACAAAUAUGAAUUUUUGCACAGUGGGACAACGCCAGACAUUAGGAUUACAAUUCCCCCCAAGAGGAUUGGCAUCCUGCUGGACUACGACAACUGGAAAUUGUCUUUUUUUAAUCUGGAUAUUGCACAGCACCUUUAUACAUUCAACAGUCACUUCCAGCACUAUGUGCACCCCUGCUUUGCUUUAGAAAAGCCUGGGGUCCUAAGGAUACGUAAUGGCAUUGCGAUGCCCACAUCUAUUACUCUUUUAUGAUCUAUGGCUUGAGUGGCAGCUGCUGAGCAUGGCACAUCUGUGUAACAAACUGACAAAAGCCCUAUAUCACAAUCACUUUCUCCCUUUUAAGUACACACUUUAUGCUUCAGCGAAUAGUUAAAGGCCCAGUACCGCAUGCAGAACUCCUGUGGAAGGCACCAUCAGCUGAAGGCUUGCAGGAUCAAGCCCGCAGACUGCUAUAUCUGUCCUAUGUCAUUCAGAGGCUUCAUAAGCGCAGAAAGUUUCUCCCCUUGCUGGAGGCGGACAGGCUCAUGCUAGCACACUAAAAAACGCAGCAUGCACACUGUGGCUUGGGCUAGAGCUCGAGCUCAUGCUCUCAGGUCAAGGUAGCAGGAAUAUUUCUAGCUGAGCUGGGAGCUCACUCCUACCUGUAGUGUAGACAUUUCACAAGCUUAUUAGGGUAUGUUCACAGAAAGAGAGGAAAUAGCUCCAGGGAUUGACUUCCUGUGAAAGGAAAGUCUCUUCCUUUUAGGGCACUGGUUUGAAUCCAGCCCAAGCUAACAGUGACAAGCAGUUUGGUCAAUGGGAAAUUAGUCAGUAGGGUCAGCCCUGUUCUUAGUGGAGAGGAAUUCAGAUCACAAGAGCCAUUACACUUAGCUCCAUUGUCAGCAAUCUCCAGAGAGGGCCAGGUCCAAACAGAUAUGGAGAUUUACCUUCCUUGUCCUUUCUAGAGGUGAUCGCAUCAGCUGAGGUUUGACACACAGAGGGGACAUUUGAGUUGGGAGGUGUGAAUCCCUACCCAGGCUUCAGAGUAGCAGCCCUGUUAAUCUGUAUCCGCAAAAAGAACAGGAGUACUUGUGGCGCCUUA
Messenger RNA from Gopherus evgoodei (Goodes thornscrub tortoise), 3430 nucleotides. It is a transcript of the gene FSD2, whose product is annotated as fibronectin type III and SPRY domain containing 2. The coding region runs from base 214 to 2601 and encodes 795 amino acids. The record is from RefSeq and is a predicted model, not a curated record. Lineage: Eukaryota; Metazoa; Chordata; Testudines; Testudinidae. Gene Ontology annotation, molecular function: protein binding. The transcript is spliced from 13 exons.